Molecule: messenger RNA, 1188 nt
Organism: Columba livia (rock pigeon)
Lineage: Eukaryota; Metazoa; Chordata; Aves; Columbiformes; Columbidae
Product: SUN domain-containing protein 3-like
Exons: 6
Coding region: 260-1012 (250 amino acids)
Cellular component (GO): nuclear envelope; meiotic nuclear membrane microtubule tethering complex
Molecular function (GO): protein-membrane adaptor activity
Source: RefSeq, a predicted model, not a curated record
GGCAGCGUCACCUCAUGGGGGAGAUGUCCCUUGCAGACAGGACUGCAAGACCCGCUCCUGCCAGGUUGGACUUUGCCUCCAAACGUGGCGCAGCCUCUUCCAUUGUGACAUCACCCACUGCCGUUGUGUCACAAAGCAGCGUCAGCGCUGAGGUCGGCACAGCAGGGGAUAAGACCAGGGGUCUCCCUGCGCCUUGGCCACUCUCGAUCUUGAGGGAACCGAGAUCGCAGAGUUUUUGGCUCAUUCCUGAGCAAGGAAGAUGCUUGUUACCUGCACCUCAGCAGGUACCAAGGGACACACAGAGAAGGUUGAACGUCUGAACGGGAAGAUGAAGGCACUGAAGGCAUCGACCCUGGUGCUGCUUCUCGGUCUCUUCUCUUUUGGUGUUUACCACGUGGGACGACUUGGUGCCUUAACCCCCUGGAGCACUGCAGACCUGAGCAAAACCCUGCCCCUGCCAGACCAGCUCCGUGAGGUUCAGGAACAGCUUUAUCAUCUGCGCUGGAGCACUAAGGAUGUGGCUGAGCGGGCUCUGCAGGAAGGACUGAAGCAGGCAAAGCUCCCAGGCGUUACCGGACGGGCUGUUCACGAGAUCAUCAAUCAAGCUUUGGAGAAGCUGGAGGCAAUCCAAGUCCUGAUGCCGGAUUACGCCCUGAAAUCAGCAGGGGCAGCUGUCAUUCAUUCCAAGACUUCUCCAUCCUUCCGAACUGGCAAAGCCAAGUUCUUCUUGUACUCCCUGCCGGUGAUGGAUUACAUGAGGUCCCCUGAGCUUAUUCUGGAGCCAGAAAAUCAUCCUGGAAACUGCUGGCCCUUCCCAGGAAGUCAGGGACACGUGUUCAUCAAGCUGUCCAUGCCAGUCAUUCCCAGAGCCAUCACCAUGGACCAUGUCUCAGGGACAGCGUUCCAUGGAGAAAGCAUCUCUGGAGCUCCAAAGGACUUUGCUGUCUAUGUAAGUGAUUUCUCUGGAGUUGGGGGCAGGGGGUUGCACAGCAUUUCUAAGCAGGGGGUGUAGAUGGGUCAAAGAGUCCAUGGGCCUGAAGCUUCCUCCUGGCUCUCAGAACAAACACGCUCCUUGAGGUCAUUUCCUUCCCAUUGAAUUCCUCUUUUUUUCAAUGUACCACUCAAAAAGCAGCUUCUGGGACAAGAUGCUACUCCAGGAGCCACAAGGAAAGGGAGCUGGACAGUACA